GCGCGCCUGUGUUCGUCUCAGGCGGGGCCUCGCGGCACAAUGACGCUCUGACAAAGAGAAUCAGCGCUCGAUGUGACGGUGCGGCGCGGGCCGCCAUUUCAAAGCCGAGUAAACGCGCGAGGAUUCACGAUUUAAUAGACGGAUGCUUGUUUUUUAGAGUAAAGUGAAGAACGCUUUAUAUUUUAACGGCUUGUCUCUUAGAAGAGCUCUCGAUCUCAUAAGAUGGAUGCCGACACAGAGCAGGUGGAGGAGACGACAGAGGUGACGGAGGCCACAGAAACGCCCACGCAGGAGGAGCCUUCAUCUGACAGCAAGUUCAGGGGUCGCGGAAUGAAGUUUCGCGGCAGAGGUGGCCGAAUGGGCCGCGGGAUUCGUGGCGGACGUGGGAUGAUGAUGAUGAUGAAAGGCUUCAGACCACCGGGUCACAUGAGAGGCAGAGGCCGCGACGGGUUUACGAACGGAUUUGGACCCAUGAGGAGAGGCAUGGGUAGGACGUGGCCGUAUCCAGACAUGCGCGGCCGUCGAGGUCGAGGCGGUCCGAUGGGAAUGAGCUUGGGUCCGCCACCGCCGCCACCUCCUCCGCCUAUGCACAUGAGAGGACCUCCUCCACACAUGCACAGGCACGGCCCGCCUCCUCCUCCCCCCCCGCCAGGGCACCCGGCCUUCAGAGGGCGUCCCCCACACCCGAGAGGGCGGAGCAUGAUGCCGCCCGGCCCGCCUCGCUUCUUCCACCCCAGAGGGGGUUAGACACCCUUUUGGAAGGCAGCCGGACACACGUAGGAGGCAGGACGAUCCCGUCUGUCCCUCCUCUCCUCCCCUGCCCCGCCCCCGCCGCUGUGAUGCUCCGCCCCCUCAUAACCACGGUGAGUUUGUCUUUGUGUUCAGACCCUCUCUCUCUCUCUCUCUCUCUCUCUCUCUCUCUCUCUCGUGAAAUAGAGCGGCUGACCUGUCAAUCACACUUAGAGGACGUUACAAGUGAAAGUUAGUGGUUCCUCCAACAUUAAAGCAUGUAUUGAUCUCAGGUGAACAUUAUUAAAAUCAAUAUCUGUAGUUAAUAAUCAGAAGCAAGUUUUCAUUUGCGUUAAAUAAAUGAACUAACACUGAACAACAACAUUCAUUAUCUUAGUUCAUGUCAAUUAAGGCUUGAGGAACCAAUCAAAAGUUUCUUCAGCUUUGAAGUUUUGUAGACACUUUACAUUAUUAAUUAUUAAUACAUUUGUUAGUUUUUAUUCAUCUUUGUUAGUGUUAAUAAAAAUACUAGUGCUGUCGGAUUAAUCGCAUCUAAUGUGCGUGUUUGUGUAUAUAAUAUACUAAUUUAUAUAAAGACACAUAUUACAUAAGCACAACCUUUUUUUUAGGUGCAAUUAAUGGAUUUGACAGCACUAAAAUACUCCAUUAAAAAAUAUGGAAACACUUUCAUUUGUUUACAUUUAAUGCAUUAACCUGAAUUAAGCAAAAUAUUCUUACAGCACAUUAUUAUUAGUUAAUAAAAAUGUUCAGAUAAUAAAUACAAUGUCUUAUAAAAAUAAAAAGUGUGAUAUUAACAGAUGCAACUUUUGAUAUUAAUGUGUUAGUAAAUGUUGAAAGUUACUAAGAAAAUAAAGAAAUGCUUUUCUAAGUGUUUUGGUUGUUUUUCAUUGUUCAUGUUAACUAAUGGAACAUUUUUUUAAAAGCGUUUCCUAAAUAUAAAUGGUAAUUUCUUCAUAAAACUUAAUCAAAUAGUGUAUAAUGCAUUAUAUAUGUUAUAUAUAAUUGUAACCAAAGUUAAAAUGCAGCAUUGCAUUAUAGUAUUUGCAAAUUCCUUGUUACAUCUGAUGUUUUUUAAUGCAAACAAUGAAUUGAAAAGUGUUAUAUAUAUAUAUAUAUCAGAUAAAACAGUGCAUUAAAACACAUAAUGCAUUAAAACACUUACAAUGCAUUAUAUAUAUAUCAAGUAAAGUGUUAAAGUUUUUUGUGUAAACAAUGAAUUGAAAGCGUCAGAGGUGUUUUUGGUCGCUUCAUAACUCACAUAAUAAUUGCAUUAUUCUCCAGUGUGUAAGAUAGUCAUAACCACGAAUACACAGUUCACAAUAUCAUUUUUGAGGCACGUUCAAAGAUUCUCCAGAGGGUUAAAUUAUGUGUCAUCCAUCAUUUUUACAGCGAUGAACAGCUGCCAUAAAAAAAAUUCAAGAGUUUUUCAGACAGAAAGAGCUCAAAUAUCUGCAGCUGGAAGACGAACUGCCUGAAACUAAUGCAAUUUUAGUUUUUAUCUCUUUUUAUCUCAUCUAAAUGUUUAAAUUCUGUUGACCGGGAUUCUGUUUUACUCCCUAUAAUGAAUGUGUUUGACAUCUUGCUGUUUUGUGUUCAUGAUCUCUGUAUGGGAGAGACACGAGCGAGCGGUGAGUCAUGUGACUGCUCUGGUUCAGAGGAAUGAGUCAUUUGGUUUGUGCAGCAGGACUGCGCAGACGCAGACGGACCAGAGGAGCCGUAAGUAACACACUUCAGCUGGACUGCGUGAUUCAUUCACACACACAAUCAUCUUCAGUGUAAACAGAUCUAGAUCUAUAGCUUCUCAGAUGCUCAUGUCAUUAGUUUUUCUCUUGCAUUAAAGGGAAAGAUGUUUCUGCAAA
Messenger RNA from Megalobrama amblycephala (Wuchang bream), 2609 nucleotides. RefSeq lists its product as uncharacterized. NCBI's taxonomy places the organism in Eukaryota, Metazoa, Chordata, Actinopteri, Cypriniformes, Xenocyprididae. The transcript is spliced from 6 exons. Bases 223 to 747 code for a protein of 174 amino acids. The record is from RefSeq and is a predicted model, not a curated record.